AUGUCAUUUGGGGGCAAGUCCCAUGUCACCAAACUGUACAAUACAGGGGCGAUCGCACCAUCUUGCUAUCUUCCAAGUCACCAACAGAUUGCUGUACAGAUAACUAGUCAGCCAACAGCACAGUCUUUUAUAACUCCUGUGCACUCGAGACAACAGUCGAGUUUAUCACUUGCUAGCAGCAGUAGUAAUACAACUACUACGCGAAACAACAACAGCAACAGCAACAGCUACAACGAACAGCAGUCGUCGUAUUCCUCGUCUUCGUCGUCGGUCGUUCAUGGCGGCAGCGGAGUUCACUCGUCAUCAUCAGUAUCAUUGGAUAAAGCACGCGACCGAUCGACGUUCAAAGGGGUCUUGGACAAGGUCGUGGGCGGUUUUAAUGAUUUGCUAUCGAACAGCAAUGGACCCGUCUCGAACAAUAACGGCACAAACGAAACAAGCAGCACAAGUUUGAAAAAUCUGGAAAUAUCAACACCAUACAAUACACGUCAUUUAACACACGUUGGCUUUGAUGCACAUACGGGAGAGUUCACUGGCUUGCCUAGUAAUUGGAACGUCUUGCUCAAGCACAGUGGCAUCACGCGAACGGAACAAGAGCAGAAUCCUCAGGCGGUUAUCAAAGCCAUUGAGUUUUAUCAAGAGACGCAAGGAAGAGAUGAAGAGGCUGUAUGGCAAAAGAUACCCAACGGAACCAUUUCUUCUGCCAUGACCGCGACAAACAAGUCUAAACAGAGACUCGACAUGAACAAUGGUGGAUCCAUGGCAAAGCGGACAUCACGUCGUCUAUCAAGUAUCACCAGCUCAGACGAGUCUAAGAGGGAAUCUUUCAGGAAGAGCGUAGCGACCAUUAAUGAAACCUCUACUAUCUACGAGGAAACUACCACUACAAAGCCAAGUAGACCAGUGAGUCGACGACAAAGCGGUGUAAUCCAAGAACAACGCCAGUCGACCUACAGAUCUCGACCGGAGUCAAAGGCUUUUGACGACAAAGUCAGCGUAAGCAGCAGCAGCAACAGCGAUGCCACUGGCAGCAACAGCAGCAGCAAUACGAGCAAUAAUACAAGAAAUUCUGUGAGCGCGAAAUCCGAUAAACAACCCACGACGAGCAAUGUUGCAGCUGCCAAGCGUCGUCAACCCAAGCAAUCCACUGAAGAAUCCGAUGAGCUGAUGUGCAGAUUACGUGAAGUAUGUACGAGUGCAGAUCCAACCGAACUAUAUCAGGAUAUGAUCAAGAUUGGUCAAGGUGCAUCCGGUGGUGUGUACACUGCUCAUCGUGCGGGCAAAAAAGAAGUGCCUGUCGCUAUCAAACAAAUGAACUUGGACCAGCAACCCAAGAAAGAACUGAUCAUCAACGAAAUCAUGGUCAUGAAACAAUCAAUGCACCCCAAUAUUGUCAACUAUAUGGACUCGUAUCUCUGGAAAGGCGACCUUUGGGUGAUAAUGGAAUACAUGGAAGGUGGCAGUUUGACAGACGUGGUUACGUGUAACAUGAUGACAGAGGGCCAAAUUGCUGCGGUUUGUCGCGAAGUAUUAAAGGGCCUGCAUCACUUGCAUAUGAAUGAGGUGAUACAUCGUGAUAUCAAGAGUGAUAAUAUUUUGCUCAAUCUGGAAGGCAACAUUAAAUUAACCGAUUUCGGUUUUUGUGCACAAUUGAACGAAGGUCAAUCCAAGCGAACUACCAUGGUGGGAACGCCAUACUGGAUGGCGCCCGAAGUGGUUACUCGCAAAGAAUAUGGUCCUCAAGUCGACAUUUGGUCACUGGGUAUCAUGGCUAUCGAAAUGGUCGAAGGCGAACCGCCCUACUUGAACGAGAACCCAUUGCGUGCAUUGUAUCUGAUUGCAACAAACGGUACACCUCAACUUCAGAAUCCAGAGUCGCUUAGCGAAACAUUCCGGGACUUUUUGUUGCAAUGUCUGGAAGUCGAUCCCGAACAACGGCCGUCUGCAGAAACAAUGCUUGGGCACAAGUUUUUGGAGUCUGCGGAUCCGUUGUGCUCUCUCACACCUUUGAUUGAAGCUGCUCGUGAACAGGCCAAUGGCGGUGGUCAAGCAUAG
Zychaea mexicana is the source of this 2055-nucleotide messenger RNA. Its product is annotated as kinase-like domain-containing protein. Lineage: Eukaryota; Fungi; Mucoromycota; Mucoromycetes; Mucorales; Lichtheimiaceae. Gene Ontology annotation, biological process: intracellular signal transduction; regulation of MAPK cascade; protein phosphorylation. Gene Ontology annotation, molecular function: protein serine/threonine kinase activity; ATP binding. Bases 1 to 2055 code for a protein of 684 amino acids. The transcript has 8 exons. Gene Ontology annotation, cellular component: cytoplasm. The record is from RefSeq and is a predicted model, not a curated record.